Molecule: messenger RNA, 354 nt
Organism: Bipolaris zeicola 26-R-13
Lineage: Eukaryota; Fungi; Ascomycota; Dothideomycetes; Pleosporales; Pleosporaceae
Exons: 3
Coding region: 1-354 (117 amino acids)
Cellular component (GO): cytoplasm
Source: RefSeq, a predicted model, not a curated record
AUGGGUGAUAUCCCAAGAAGCACGUCCAACGGCUCUCUCACACCGCAAUCGGUUUCAACCUCAACCUCCCCUCCACCAGCGUUCAAUCGCGCGGAUCUCUUCCGCUCUCUGCGCCCCAUGGCCAGCACUGAGAGUCUCAACGGCGCGCUGACCAGCAAACCUUGCUCCACAUGCUCUGGUCAGCACGCACGACGCCGCUGCUCUCGCUGCAAGGCAGCAUACUACUGCGACCGCAACUGCCAAAAGUCGGACUGGAAGACGCACCGCAACAUCUGCGAGCCCAUCACCCAGACUUACUCUGCCCCGGAGACUCCCAACUGCUCCAACCCUGCAAGCCCGACAAACGAAGCUUGA